UGUAGUGUGUGUGUGCGCGAGUGUGUUUGUGUGUCUGAGUCUGGAUAGGGGAGGAGAGCAACGGGUUGGAAUAGGAGUGCCGAGUGGAAUACAACACUAUAGGCCUGUGGUAGUUGUGUUCAAAUAAAUAAAAAAAUAAAUUAGUGAAAAUCUUACUUUCACACUCCAAAGACUUCAGGACAGCCAGUAGUCUGUCUCAUGGGGUUUAACCUGCAGAUAUUGGCAAAUCGGAAAUAUCAUGUGGACCUCAUGAGCACACUGUAUCGGCAGCAACUUGGUAUAGUACAAAUGCCCUUAAUGGUUGUUUCUGUGGUAGAUGUGUGAGGGCCUUGUGCUGCAUUCCUAGUCAUGUCUCAAAUGCUGCAUAUUGAGGUUCCUAACUUUGGAAACACUGUUCUUGGCUGUCUGAAUGAGCAGAGAUUGAUGGGACUGUACUGUGAUGUUUCAAUCGUUGUCAAAGGCCAAUCCUUCAAGGCACACCGUGCAGUUUUGGCAGCCAGCAGUUUGUACUUUAGAGAACUGUUCAAUGGGAACACUAAAAAUGCUUUUGAAUUGCCUGCUUCUGUUCCUCCAGCUUGUUUUCAGCAAAUUCUUUCCUUCUGUUAUACAGGGAAGCUCUCUAUGGCUGUAAAUGAACAGCUAGUGGUGAUGUACACUGCAGGAUUUUUGCAAAUUCAGCACAUUGUUGAGCGGGGCACAGACUUGAUGUUUAAAGUAAGCUCUCCUCAUUGUGACUCACAGACCACUACUAUAGAAGACCCUAGCUCUGAACCACAGAGCCCCUACAACCCAGUGCAGCCUGUCAGUGCUCCCCCUUGUGUUAUGUCUCCCUCCAUGCCCAUUCCACUACUUACACGUGUCAAAAAUGAAUCUGCGGAAGGACAAAAUGCAGCACUUCCUGGUGUUAAUACCCUGGCCCCAAAACGGCUCCCUGAUGCAAACAGGGACAGCACAGGAGUGAAUAUGGUCAAUGCUACUCCAUUGAAGGUACCAAGAGUUUCCUAUUAUGGUAUGCCUAACUAUGGUGCUUUAACUCCAAACGUACAGCAAGUUCAGUAUUUUCAAGGAGACCGUUCAAGCCCUGGGGCAUGCAGCAUUCCGACUACAGACAGUCCCACGUCCUAUCACAAUGAGGAAGAUGAUGAUGAUGACGAGGCUUAUGAAACCAUGGUGGAGGACCAGUAUGGCCAGAUAUACAUGAGAAAUGCAGCAAUAUACUCUGGUCAAGAGAAAGUAGAGCAGCUUCCAGGUUCAUUGGCACCAGAAAAUCGUUCAUGUGUGCUGAUUCGUCGUGAUCUGGUUGCACUGCCAGCUAGUCUCAUCAGUCAAAUAGGUUAUCGGUGUCAUCCAAAACUGUAUUCCGAGGGAGACCCGGGAGAAAAGCUUGAACUUGUUGCAGCUUCAGGUGUUUUUAUUACUCGAGGGCAACUGAUGAACUGUCAUCUUUGUGCAGGAGUUAAACACAAGGUCCUUCUACGACGUCUUCUUGCUACAUUCUUUGACAGGAACACACUAGCUAAUAGCUGCGGGACUGGAAUUCGUUCCUCAACCAGUGAUCCUAGUAGAAAGCCUCUUGACAGCAGAGUUCUCAAUGCAGUCAAAUUGUACUGUCAGAAUUUUGCUCCAAACUUUAAAGAAAGUGAAAUGAAUGUAAUUGCUGCCGACAUGUGUACAAAUGCCCGCCGGGUCCGUAAGCGAUGGCUUCCAAAGAUCAAAUCCAUGCUUCCUGAUGGAAUGGAAGUAUAUCGGAAUGUUAUGGGAUCUUCUCUACCUCCUGUUUCCAUAGACCCAGAUUUCCAGGGGCCAUCUGGUCCCAAUUUUGAGCAGAGAAUCUAUGCAGAAAGAAGAAGUGAAACGGGAACUCUUGGAUCUUUGAGAACUAAUGGAGUGAGUGCUGACUUAAGCAACAGCUCAAGUCAGUCUUUUGAACAGAAUGAAGAUGCAGAUGGUGCAGGUUCUGUUAUACAGGAGGUAGCUGGUGCAGAGAAUAUAGCAUCAGAAGCUCAAAGUGCUUCACCAUCAUUUGAAGACGGUUCAGGUUCUAACAGUAGACCUGAAACUCCAGUGAGACGACAAGAUGGUACUUAUGGAGGGACUUUGUAAAAUGUAUGUAGAUGUCCUGAACUCUAAGGGAUCUAUGAUACUAAAGCUGCUUGCAUGCAUUACUAAUUAAAAAUGUGAUCAAGCCACUUACCUACUGAACUGCUACUGUUGCCUGACAAAAAUGUGAUUUUUAUUCUGCUUGUAUAAGAAACUUAUGAAGGAAAGAGCCAUGUUCCUGAGGCACUAUAAAAUCGUUAGGCCUAGAGUGUCAAACGGCUCCCAUUUUGAUGAUCUUCAUUGUCAUACUAGGCUUCUGCUGGUAGCUUUGUCUGUUAUGGUCACAUGCUUUUAAACUGACAAGUCAUGUUGCUAAAGAAGCCAUCACCACUUUGUUAGUUACAGCCAGAUACAUGCAGCAGAAAUAUGAAACAAACUUGAAGGUUGUAGAAGAGCAGUAGGAUUGCCUGAUAAAAUAGCACUUUGCAGUCAUUUGAUUCUCACUGGUGAUUUUUAGGCUAAACUAGUCUUGACUUCAGUGCUGGAACUUACUGCUUCACUUCUAAAUAAUAGUGGAAUCCAUUAACUCAGUAGAGUGCAGAAUCUGAGGCAAAUUCAGUUUAGGGAUGUAUCAGAUGGUCCUACCUGUCUGUUUCAAGCUUGUGUAUCUGAAACACCCGAAUUUCACAAGGUCUUUGAUCCCAUUCUCUUUACGUAGUCCUCAUGCAGGUUGCUGAAUGCAGAAAGUACGUGCAAAGGAUAUCAUGUGGAUACUUGGUUAGACUGUGUGGCUGACUGGUUUGAUUCAUGGAUUUGCUUAUUGAGCAUUUUCUCCUCUUAAAUGUAUUCAUUAGUUAUGCUAUUCAGGGCCUAGGAAGAAAAAAAUAAAAUCUAUAUAAUAUAGUGGGUAUAAUCAGACAAAGGGAAAUGGACAGCUAAAUAAGUGUAAAGCAUAAUGAGGAGUCUAGCAGUGCAUGAAUUUAAGUACUAAGCAAUGGACGUGUGCAUCAAAGUGCCAGCUUAACAGUACUGAUACCGCACUAAGCCAAACAGGAGUGAGCCAGGCUGGUUAUGUCUUGUGGCCUUAGGGUGGUCACAGUUUAAAAUUUGAACGGUAAGAUUAGAGUUGCUGUUGGGAUGUUUUUCCUGGCAGGAGAGUUGAGGUAAAUGCACCACUGCAUAAAGCCCCGAGAGUUUGUCUCUGGUUUACUCUUGACCCUUAAAUGUCUUCUUGUAUAAAGAGCAUAAGCUAGUGGCAGUUCAUUUAGAACAGCUAUCAGGUUGCAAAGUUGUACAUCAGAAAUGCUAAAAAGAAUGGUUUAAGAAAAAAAAUGAUUGUGGUAAAGGGAGUGCACAGCAGAAACCUUCAGAUUUGUUUUAGAUGUAUAACGUAGUUGUAGAUUGAGAAGCAGGUUCAAAAGUGGUGGUUCUCAACAAGGGGAGCCUGCCUUGUUAGGCAAGAUACAAGCUUAGCAGAAGUGAAAGCAAUUUCUUAAAUGAAUAGAGUGGACACUUUAAGCAGAAUUAAGGGAGGUAUGAUAGAAUCAGAUUGUACUAAGGUUUUUGAGGACAUGCAUCCCACAAAUAGGGAUGACUUGAGAGAAAGAAGAGGGUGAAAUACCUGAAGUUAAGGAACCUCUAUAGCAAGACAUCAUGGAGAAAUCAAACCCAUCCAUCUUUCUCCUUGGCAUGACAUUGGAGUUCAUUUGUAUUAUGUCCUUACAGUGCUAUGAAACACUACCCUAUUACAAUACAUUUUGUUGAAAGUAUGCAAGUACUAUGGUAUUUAAUAACUUUGUAUCCAUUAUUAUUUUUAUCAUAUUCAGGAGCUUUUCAGUGUAUGCCAAGCCAGCACUGUAGGUGCAGUGCAGAUAAAUAUUUCAUAAGAUUAUUGCCCUUUCGAGUACAUCCUCACUGUGAGAGUUGGUAAACACUGUAAUGAUGAUGGGUUAUGUAAAACUUGCGUUUAGCUUACUUUUUUUAAGCCUCGUGUGCUGUAAGACCAUGAGUGUUUUGUUUUUUUGUUUUUUUUAUGUGCUGUCUGAUUAUGAUACAUUUCAGACCCUGCAGGACAUUUGUUGUUGCUCUCAAGGUUUGCAAGUGGUGCUGUUACAAGUAUUACUAGAUGCCACACUACAGAAAAAGAUUUUUACAUAGUACUCUGUUUCUUUCACAUUUAGAAACUUAAAAGCUGCAGUGCAGCAAAACAUUUCAAAAGAGUGUCCAGCAUCAUUUUGUAAAAUAUUUCCAGCUCAAAGACUAUAUGUUACUCCUAAAUAGUUCACUUUAAUUUUUUUUUCUUUUAGAAACUUCUGUAAAGGUCUGCAGUAUUAGUUUUAGGUGUAACAAAGUUGUUUUUUGGUGAGAAGAUUGAGUUUGCAUGUAAAAGUUGCAGUAAGGCUGAAAUGUUUCUGGCGCAGGAAAAGAGGUAUCUGUAAAGUUAAUAUUUCCCAAAGGUUUUCUCUCACUUUG
Messenger RNA from Protopterus annectens (West African lungfish), 4512 nucleotides. It is a transcript of the gene NACC2, whose product is annotated as NACC family member 2. The record is from RefSeq and is a predicted model, not a curated record. Gene Ontology annotation, biological process: regulation of transcription by RNA polymerase II. Bases 349 to 2103 code for a protein of 584 amino acids. The transcript has 7 exons. Gene Ontology annotation, molecular function: RNA polymerase II cis-regulatory region sequence-specific DNA binding; protein binding; DNA-binding transcription factor activity, RNA polymerase II-specific. NCBI's taxonomy places the organism in Eukaryota, Metazoa, Chordata, Ceratodontiformes, Protopteridae.